Molecule: messenger RNA, 525 nt
Organism: Penicillium lagena
Lineage: Eukaryota; Fungi; Ascomycota; Eurotiomycetes; Eurotiales; Aspergillaceae
Product: DUF1993 domain-containing protein
Exons: 1
Coding region: 1-525 (174 amino acids)
Source: RefSeq, a predicted model, not a curated record
AUGAGCGACUCACUAUACGACGGAACGAUUCGCACGGCGAAGAGCGCCCUGGAGACACUGGCACACAUUCUCCGCAAAGCCGAGGAGAGCCCUAAUGCCAACUCUCUGCUCGCAGCUCGUUUGUACGACGACAUGAAACCCUUGACCUUUCAAGUCUACAUAGCCACUCAAAUGGCGGAAAGAAUGACUGCGAGGCUGACUGGUCGCGAGCCAACUGUCUUUGAGGACAACUUUUCCUCGUACGCCGAAAUGCACCAACGCAUCGAUAAGGUCCUGAAAAGCCUAUCAGAGGUCGACAAAGACAAUGUCAAUAAGCACGCCGAGCAAGUCAAAACUACUCAACUGGGCUCGGCGGAAGUCGAUUUGACUGGCGCCGCUUACGCUCAUGGGAUGACUGUGCCGAACAUUUUUUUCCAUCUUAACAUGGCGUAUGCUAUCCUUCGAAAGGAAGGGGUGCCGUUAGGAAAGCGGGAUUAUUUAAGGUCCUUCCUGGCCCCAUAUACCACGAACAAAAGCGGGCCUUGA